GAAGAUCUCGGUCUCGGAUAGCGGGCUUGGAUGGGGACAGAACAUCUCGGCGACUCCGCUAUAAAACUUCGUUCUUGAAACUUCUUCGGCAUUUUAAUUUCUAGGGUUCGGAGAGGAAUCCCAGGCAAGGUGCCCUGGAUGUUGGAAUGGGAUCAACACCAACCGCUUUCAAAUAUAACAUUGAUACAUCUCUUCAUGCUCCACUGGCAACCAAACUCAUCUCAACCCAAUUCAACGGACACACUUGCUGCUUAUAAACCACCCAGAACAAUUUGAUAAUCCACCUGCGCUCCCAACCAACUCAUAACUUCUCAAAACCAACUUCAGGUAUAUACUCAGAGAUCACUAUGGAAAAUAUUCCUUACGGUCACGAAUCGCUUCUCUAUCACCAGCCGACAGCAUAUCACCAGUACAGUCACCCUUAUGAUAGGAAUGUCUUCGAACCCCUCAACCAGAGCUAUGGGCGUCGGCCCUUCCAACAUGAGGGGGGUAAGGCGACACGGAGGAGGAGAAAACCCAAGUGCCCCACGCAGCAGGUCCGACAGAGACAAGCAGCUAACCUGAGAGAGAGGAAGCGGAUGUCAUCCAUCAAUGAUGCCUUUGAAGGACUUAGGGAACACAUCCCCACGUUGCCUUACGAGAAGAGACUGUCUAAGGUGGACACCCUGAGGCUGGCUAUAGGGUACAUCAAUUUUCUGGCAGAGAUGAUCGAGAACGAGGGAGCUGACCUGGAGUCGCCAGCGACAAGUCCGGAAGAAAACCAGAAGAAAGUUAUCAUUUGCCACCGAGGAUCGCCGAUACCGCUUGAUAACGAGUUCGGCGUCACGCCCCUCGCCGGCCACUCCCUCUCAUGGAGCAAUGAAAAGCACUCGCAGCCAGCCCCAAACGGUACCAUGGUCGCCAAGGUAUGGACGCCGGAGGAUCCCCGACAGUCGUCGUCCAGUAGCUCUCCGAUGUCGACAGGAAGCAGCAGCAGCGAGCACUUCUCGCCGUCGGGUUCGUACGAUUAUGACGAACUUGAAGGCGUGACGACGUUGGCGGGACUCACGAUAGCUCAGCAACUCACCCCUAUUCAUCACCAUCUUGAAGAAAGAUGUCACUGAAAAUACACUUUUUUAGAUCCCAGAUUUUAAAAAUUCUAAAGAAAACAAUAAAUUUAUUGAGUUAAACAAGCAACUUUGCUAUUUUUAACUUCAUGAGAAAUGCAUUUUUUAUUAGAAAAUAAGCAGUAUAUUUGUAGCAACUCUAUGGACAAAACAGCCUAACAAAUUUGCUCAGUGACAUUUUUCGUCCCAUUUAAAAUAAGGGUUGCAAAAUAAAAUAUUCCAGUUUUGUUUCGUUUCUUUUAACUUUUCGAUGGGGUUCCUUCCGAUCAUAAACACAUUUACAAGAAGUGUACAAAUGUGGGAUUCCUUGACAAAAACAAAAUUAUAAUUAAGGGUGGCUGUUACAAGGGGACCCAAACAGUAAAGCAAGCUCCUAGAACACCGUAGAAAUAUGCUCCAAUUUAUUGCACUUUAAAUCAUCGGCUUGGUAUUGAUAAUCGUACGUCUUCCAAAUCUAUACGGAUAUCAAGCCCAAAUGAAGUGUUCCUUUUAUUUGUGGUUAGAAAUCACUUUGAAGGCGUACCCAACAAAGAAUAGAUCAAGGGGCAAACCCCCAUUAAAUGGUGGAAAAGUUUGAUCGUGCGUCAAUAAAUAUAUACCACUUUCAGCAUCUCUAGUGGGUCUAUAACCCUUGCGGAGCUGCAUGAGUACAAUACUACUCCUCCUUCCGAGGAGGGUCCACCCCCCUUGAUCAGUGUUUGGAUACGCCAUUGCAAAGUAAAUUAUAGUUAAUAGCAUUAUCUGAAUCGGUUCUAAGAUUAUAACAGUUUAAUUACAUGGACUCAUCUCCCCAAUGACACUUUUAAGGCUACAACUCUAUCUUACCAAAUAACUCGUUGUUUUCAUUAAACAUAAAUUGUAUCUGAACUUCAAAAUCAUUAAAAAUAAACUUGUAUUGAUCUAUGCACCAUGUGGGUUGCUUAGAGAUAUAUUGAAUCAUGUACAUGAACAUUUUGAGAGUAUAACCUAUUUAAUGCGAAAUGGUAUCUUUACUAAAUGUGCAUGCUUACAAUCAGAAAAUCAUAGUGAAAGAAGGUUUCCAAUAUCUUUCGCUGCAAAAUAAUAUUUCAACGGACCUCUACAAAUUAAGACCCCAACUCUGAAUAUAUUGAUAACUCAACUAUUUUGAAACGUACAGAAACUCUAUUGUGUUACGUUAGUUUAUGACUAACAAACUCGAUACCUUGUCAACUCGCCGAAACCAACUAAUUGACUUACAUCAUCAUAUCAUUGUGAUGUGCAUGUCUUCAAAAUAUUUUCUCAAUAUUUAUUCGUUGAAGUUAUGAGAAUCUUUUUAUUCUUAUUUUAUUUUCACGUCGUGCCUUCUUUGUAUAACAUGAUAUUUUUUCUUUGUUUAGAGAGUGAGUGUGGUAUUGUACAUAUGAAAACUGUUGUAUAUAACAAAUUAUGAUUAACUCAUACAUAUAUCAUUUUGUUGCUUGUUUGAAACUAUAUAUGUGUGAAUUGUGCGUACUAAUAUACGGUAUAGGCCCGAAAAUACCAGAACAAACUCACAAUGUUUUCAAAUUAAUUAUAAUCUGGAUACAUUUUAUGUGAUUAUAUUUUUAACUUACAUUCUUUAACUUUCAAGCAUUAAUCUUAGCGGAAUUUGAAUAACGCAAAGUUUAAUACGGAAUAUGGAUAUCUAAUUGGACUAUAAUGGUAUUACAAAUAUGGGUUUUAAUAUCAUUGCAAUUGUUAAGAAUGCCUAAUAAGUAUAUCUAAGCAUCUUGAUCAAAAUUCCACGACACAUUCAGCUUCAAAAAUAGCUUAUAGAAUUCACAAAUUAAGACAAAUAUUUAAAAGUAGGCUGACCGUUUGUAAAGCAUGUAAUGAUUUUUCUUUUCGUUCGUAAGUUUCUGGUCGGAAAAGUGUGCAAUAUUACUUUUUGUUUUGUAAGAUAUAAGAUACUAAAAAAAAGGGAAAUCGAAACGAAUGUAUAUACGUCUUAAUGUAAACAUACAUUUCUCUAUUUUACUGAAUAACUCUAUUGCUGAUUUUCGAGACAUUCCAUUAUUUUCGGAUACAUUCCAAAGCUGCAAAUGAGAUAUUGAAAUCAAUUAUUUCGUGUUUCUAAGAUGAAAUUCCCAUGUAGGGACCAUCUUUAGGAUUAUUUCGAUUACUUUUAUUUAAAAUUAUAUCGUGUAAAACAUUCCAGAUAGACCAUAUCUUGUUCAUAUAUGUCGGGUUUCUGUUAUUUUUGCUUUGAUUUUAUUCAUGAACAUCACCUGAUUUGUUUUUAUAUAUAUAUAUAUAUAUAUAUAUAUAUAUUAACUCAAUUCGCGUUCACGUGGAAAGACCAAAUUAUAUCGUUUUCUAUUGUAAAGCAACUUUUUCGAAUCAUGAAUGAAAAAUAAAUCUCACUUUCAACUUA
Molecule: messenger RNA, 3480 nt
Organism: Strongylocentrotus purpuratus (purple sea urchin)
Lineage: Eukaryota; Metazoa; Echinodermata; Echinoidea; Camarodonta; Strongylocentrotidae
Product: pancreas transcription factor 1 subunit alpha-like
Exons: 2
Coding region: 348-1103 (251 amino acids)
Biological process (GO): regulation of transcription by RNA polymerase II; developmental process
Molecular function (GO): protein dimerization activity; RNA polymerase II transcription regulatory region sequence-specific DNA binding; DNA-binding transcription factor activity, RNA polymerase II-specific
Source: RefSeq, a predicted model, not a curated record